Messenger RNA from Drosophila rhopaloa, 3410 nucleotides. RefSeq lists its product as uncharacterized. The record is from RefSeq and is a predicted model, not a curated record. The transcript has 12 exons. NCBI's taxonomy places the organism in Eukaryota, Metazoa, Arthropoda, Insecta, Diptera, Drosophilidae. The coding region runs from base 21 to 3320 and encodes 1099 amino acids. Gene Ontology annotation, molecular function: iron ion binding; monooxygenase activity; oxidoreductase activity, acting on paired donors, with incorporation or reduction of molecular oxygen.
UUCGGUACUCGCGUUCGAAAAUGUGGCUUGUGUUGUAUGUUUUUCUGGCCUUGCCGCUGCUGGUGGUCGCCUAUUUGGAGUUGACCACGUUCCGCCGGAGAAGAGUGCUGAACAAGCUCAAAGGCCCCAGCGGCCUGCCCCUCGUGGGAAACGCCCAUCAAAUGGGCAAGAAUCCCUCAGAAAUUCUCGACCAGGUUUUCGCCUGGUGGCAUCAGUUUGGCAGAGACAAUUUUGUCUUCUGGAUAGGCACAUAUUCCAAUGUGUUGGUCACUAGUUCCAAGUAUAUGGAGUUCAUACUCAGCAGUCAGACGCUGAUCACAAAGUCCGACAUUUAUCAACUAACCCAUCCUUGGUUGGGACUUGGUCUUUUGACCAGUACUGGCAGCAAAUGGCACAAGCACCGCAAGAUGAUCACCCCAGCCUUCCACUUCAACAUCCUGCAGGACUUCCAUGAGGUGAUGAACGAGAACUCAAACAAAUUCAUCAAUCACCUCAAGAAGGUGGCUGCCGGGGACAAUAUCUUCGACUUCCAGGAUCAGGCUCACUAUCUUACCUUGGACGUUAUAUGCGACACUGCCAUGGGUGUCUCCAUCAAUGCCAUGGAAAACCACACCUCCUCCAUUGUUCAGGCUUUUAAGGACAUGUGCUACAUAAUCAACAUGCGAGCCUUCCAUCCCCUGAAGCGCAAUGAGCUGCUGUACCGACUGGCCCCCGAUUACCCUGCCUACAGAAAGACUCUCAACACCCUUCAGGACUUUACCAACGACAUCAUCGAAAAGCGAAUUGCGGCCCACAAAUCGGGAGCACUGUCGACCAGCCAAGGUGAUGAGUUUACGCGCAAGAAAAUGGCAUUUUUGGAUACCCUGCUCUCGUCCACAAUCGAUGGUCGCCCCCUGACUUCCAAGGAGCUGUACGAAGAGGUCUCAACUUUCAUGUUCGAGGGACACGAUACCACCACUUCCGGAGUGGGCUUCGCAGUCUACUUGUUGUCCAGACAUCAAGACGAACAGCGCAAACUAUUUGAGGAGCAACGCGAGAUAAUGGGUGAUUCUGAAUUGGGACGCGAUGCAACCUACCAGGAAAUUUCUCAAAUGAAAUACUUGGAUCUGUUCAUCAAAGAGGCCCAGCGUGUUUAUCCCAGUGUACCCUUUAUUGGACGAUUUACGGACAAGGAUUAUGUGAUUGAUGGCGAUCUCGUGCCCAAGGGCACCACACUCAACUUGGGUCUCGUAGUACUGGGCUACAACGACAAAGUGUUCAAGGAUCCCCACAAAUUCCGACCAGAACGCUUUGAGCUGGAGAAACCAGGACCCUUUGAGUAUGUGCCCUUCAGUGCCGGUCCACGAAACUGUAUUGGCCAGAAGUUCGCUCUGCUGGAGAUCAAGACCGUGGUGUCGAAGAUCAUUCGCAAUUUCGAGGUGCUACCUGCCCUGGAUGAGCUUGUUUCUAAGGAUGGCUACAUAAAUACUACCCUGGGACUCCCUCCUGCUGAGAGGAAGAAGCGAGACGCCCAUCGCCACAAAUACGAUCCGAUUCUGUCCGCUGUGCUGACUCUGAAAUCUGAAAAUGGUCUGCAUCUUAGGAUGAAAGAGCGGCAGCCGUUUGAGAGAUUCCAAGUGCGAGAAGCUGAGAACUAUGUGCCGCGAUUCGUUGGAGUAUUAAAGCAGAGUGUCUCCCACCUUUCACUCAAUUCCGAUUCACUCGCUGCACCGAUCGGUUGUCUGCGGUCGCGUUCGAAAAUGUGGAUAAUACUGUGCGCUGUCAUUAGCCUUCCGCUGCUUUUGGUGGCCUAUUUCGAGUUCGGGUCACUGCGUCGAAAACGAAUGCUAAACAAGUUCCAGGGGCCAAGAAUGCUGCCCGUGGUGGGCAAUGCCCAUCAGAUGGGGAAGACUCCCACAGAAAUUUUAAACCGAUUUUUUGACUGGUGGCAUGAGUAUAACAAGGAUAAUUUUCGAUACUGGAUAGGCUUCUAUUCAAAUAUUAUGGUCACAAGUCCCAAGUACAUGGAAUUUAUACUCAGCAGCCAGACACUGAUAUCCAAGUCUGAUGUCUACGAUCUGACGCAUCCGUGGUUGGGACUUGGGCUUUUGACCAGUACUGGCAGCAAAUGGCACAAGCACCGCAAGAUGAUCACUCCUGCUUUCCACUUCAACAUCCUGCAGGACUUCCAUGAGGUGAUGAACGAAAACUCCAGCAAGUUCAUCGAUCACUUGAGGAAGGUGGCGGCAGGAGACAAUAUAUUUGAUUUCCAGGAGGAGACUCACUAUUUUACCUUGGAUGUUAUCUGCGACACUGCCAUGGGUGUGUCUAUAAAUGCCAUGGAAAACCGAAGCGCUUCCGUUGUGCAGGCCUUCAAGGACAUGUGCUACAACAUUAAGAUGAGAGCCUUUAAUCCGUGGAAGCGUAAUGAAACUCUCUACCGCUUGGCUCCUGAAUAUCCAGCCUAUAGAAGGACUCUAAGAACCCUGCAGGACUUCACCAAUGAGAUAAUUGCAAAGCGAAUUAAAGCUCGAAACUCAGUUGCUGAGUCCAACAGCCAAGAUGAUGAGUUCUCCCGCAAGAAGAUGGCCUUUCUGGAUACUCUAUUUUCGUCCACAGUGGAUGGACGUCCAUUGACUUCGCAAGAGCUUUAUGAAGAAGUUUCCACAUUUAUGUUCGAGGGGCACGACACAACUACAUCUGGAGUUGGGUUUGCAGUAUAUCUGCUCUCCAGACAUCAAGAUGAGCAGAAAAAAUUAUUUAACGAACAAUGCGAAGUGAUGGGUGAUUCUGGACUGAGUCGAGAUGCCACCUUCCAGGAAAUUUCCCAAAUGAAAUAUUUGGAUUUGUUCAUUAAGGAGGCCCAACGUCUUUAUCCGAGUGUGCCUUUCAUUGGUCGCUUUACGGAGAAAGAUUAUGUGAUUGAUGGCGACAUUGUGCCGAAAGGCACAACCUUAAACUUGGGUCUUCUGAUGCUAGGCUACAAUGAUAGUGUCUUCAAGGAUCCCCACAAAUUCCGACCAGAACGCUUUGAUCUGGAGAAACCUGGACCCUUUGAGUAUGUGCCCUUCAGUGCCGGUCCACGAAACUGUAUUGGCCAGAAGUUCGCUCUGCUGGAGAUCAAGACCGUGGUGUCGAAGAUCAUUCGCAACUUCGAGGUAUUGCCUGCUCUGGAUGAGCUAGUUUCCAAGGACGGUUAUGUAAGCACGACACUGGGUCUUCCUCCUGCGGAGAAGAAGAAGCGCGAUGCGCAUAUCCAUAAAUACGAUCCGGUUUUGUCGGCUGCAAUGACUCUGAAGUCUGAGAAUGGUCUACACCUGCGCAUGAAGCAGAGGCGUUAAAUGCUGCUCUUUGAGAUAAGUAAGCAGCACACUUUUAGGCACAUAACUAUUUUGAAUUUUGUUAAAUACAUGUAUAAUUUACAUUUUGUA